Molecule: messenger RNA, 1045 nt
Organism: Alnus glutinosa
Lineage: Eukaryota; Viridiplantae; Streptophyta; Magnoliopsida; Fagales; Betulaceae
Exons: 5
Coding region: 73-843 (256 amino acids)
Source: RefSeq, a predicted model, not a curated record
AAGAAUCUGUGACUCUUGCAAGCAUAUCAACAACGUAACCCACAAAUCAAAAAAACGCAAAAAGAGCGAGAGAUGCUUGUGCUAGGCCAAGCUCCAAGCGGAGCUCUAUCAGCCAAGAGAUGUUCCCUCUCUUCCCCUCCCAUUCCCAAAUUCAGUAAGCCAAAUCCUCUUCUCUUCUCCAACCGCAAACCCAGAUUCAGUCACAGACCCCUCUUGAAUCUUACUCUCGCAACCAAACAGGAUAUCUCUAGCUCCUCCUCCACCACCCCUCCCCCUCUUCAGAAUGACGAAGAAACUGUUUUCGUGGGUCAGGAAAAUGUUCCUUUGGAGGGCGUUAUCCAAUUCGACAAACCCGCUUCUUCUUCUUCUCGUUUGAACAAAUGGGGUUGGGUGGCUUUGCUCGCUGGUGGGGAUGUUAUGGCCUUGCUUUUGUUCGCUGCAAUUGGGAGGUUCAGUCACGGCUUCUCAGUUUUUGACACUGAGACCCUGCGCACAGCCGACCCUUUUAUUGCCGGGUGGUUUUUGGGUGGUUACUUCCUCGGAGGUUAUGCGGAGGAUGGCCGUGGAAUGAAUGGCCUUUCAAAGGCUCUCAUUGCUACUUCUAAGUCGUGGGCUCUGGGAAUUCCGCUAGGAAUAAUUAUCAGGGCAGUAACGUCAGGCCAUUUUCCACCAUAUAAAUUUAUAUUAGUAACAAUGGGAAGUACUGCUGUUUUACUUAUUGGAUGGAGAUCAAUAUUGUACAACAUUCUUCCCAAUGAUAAGAGCAAGAAGAGUGAUGUAUAUCGCCGUGGCAGCCCAUUUGAACUAUUUGAGUUGCUCAUGUCAUUAGUACGGAGGUGGUGACGAUGAAAGCCAUUUCUUUUGUUCUUGUACCAUAUUGUCAUACACCUAGACAUCAGUUUCUUUCGGUUCUUCUCCGACUCUUGUACUUAUCUGCUGUAAUGUAACAAGUGAGCAAUAUCUUGAAUAGAUAUGUGUUAAGUACAAAUUUUGAUUUCUACUUAUCAAAAAAAAAAAAAAAAAGUACGAAUUUUGAUUUCUCAAA